Messenger RNA from Paramuricea clavata, 633 nucleotides. The record is from the annotation of a GenBank genome assembly. Lineage: Eukaryota; Metazoa; Cnidaria; Anthozoa; Malacalcyonacea; Plexauridae.
AUGCAUUGCAGUGUCUUACCAGUCAAUGGUGUUCCAUCUGGUAUCAUGACUGUUGAAUCUGAUACCAACAUUAUGUCAAAUGAAAUAACAUCACCUGAUUUAGGCUCCACUACUGAUAAUGGUGAAGAGGACACAAUUUACAAUCAAACUUCAGAAAUGAGUAGUUUUAUGCCUGUCAAUGAGCAACAGCAACAGGACUUAGAGGCAAUUAAAGAUAAAUUGUGCCCAAACAAACCAGUGAACUGGGCCACUGUUACCAAUCAGCCUAUCAAUGAAUAUCAGAUACCUUUCCUAGCUACAUUAGCAUUUCCUACACUAUUUCCUGAUGAUAAAGGGGAUCCAACAAAUCCAUCACUUUUAAAUGAGAUUCCUAUAGGUGAACGAGUCAAGCAUCUCAUUAAAUUUGCUGAAACGAUUGCUGGAAAAUGGGUUUAUAGGUUUUCUAGCCACCCUAGAUUUUCUUAUUGGGCUUUCAACAUGAUUCGAAGAAAAAGAACCUUGCAACAAAGUGAUAUUUUUCUUAAGCAAAAUCCUGGUGACGCUCACUUAACAAUAGAUGAACUAUGUGCAAUGACUGCAUCUAACAACAGCAAUGCUUUUAUUUCAAAGAUAUCUAGAUAUGUUGCUGGUUGA